Dipodomys spectabilis (banner-tailed kangaroo rat) is the source of this 990-nucleotide messenger RNA. It is a transcript of the gene F10, whose product is annotated as coagulation factor X. Lineage: Eukaryota; Metazoa; Chordata; Mammalia; Rodentia; Heteromyidae. Gene Ontology annotation, molecular function: calcium ion binding; serine-type endopeptidase activity. The transcript is spliced from 8 exons. Gene Ontology annotation, cellular component: extracellular region. Gene Ontology annotation, biological process: proteolysis; blood coagulation. Bases 1 to 906 code for a protein of 301 amino acids. The record is from RefSeq and is a predicted model, not a curated record.
AUGGCGGGCCUGCGCCUCAUCCUGCUCUGCUCCAUGCUGGCCGGCCUCCUGGGACUCUCCAGAAGCCUGUUCAUUAACCGGGAAUGGGCCAACAAUGUCCUGGUGAGGACUCGCAGGGCAAACUCCCUUUUUGAAGAGAUGAAGAAAGGCAACCUGGAGAGGGAAUGUGUGGAGGAGACAUGCUCCUACGAGGAGGCCCGAGAGGUCUUCGAGGACACGGACAAGACGAAUGAAUUCUGGAACAAAUAUAUAGAUGGUGACCAGUGUGAGAGCAGUCCUUGCCAGAACCAGGGCUCCUGUCGAGACGGUGUGGGAGAAUACACGUGUACCUGCGAGGAAGGCUACGAGGGCAAAAACUGCGAGUUCUUCACGAGGAAGCUCUGCAGCCUGGACAAUGGGGACUGCGAACAGUUCUGCCAAGAGUCCCAGAACUCGGUGGUGUGCUCCUGUGCCCAGGGGUACGUCCUGGGGGACAACGGCAAGGCCUGCAUCUCCACAGAGCUAUACCCUUGUGGGAAAAUUACUCUGGGACGCCGAGGCAAGAGGUCAGUGCUCCAGGCCACCAACAACAGUGAGGACAUCUUCAAUGUCCUGAACUGGACGGCGCUGUACGACUCGCUCCCCACGGAGGACCCAGCUAACCUGCUUGACCUCAACAACACCAGCCCGGAAAAGGACAGGAGGAACCUGGGCCGGAUCGUGGGUGGCCGGGACUGUGAGGCCGGCGAGUGCCCCUGGCAGGCUCUCCUCAUCAAUGAAGAGAACGAGGGGUUCUGCGGUGGCACCAUCCUGAACCAGUUCCACAUUCUGACAGCUGCCCACUGUCUCCACCAGGCCAAGAGGUUCAAGGGGACCGGAACACGGAGCAGGAGGAGGGGAAUGAGGCGGUACACGAGGUGGAGGUGAUCGUAAAGCACAACAAGUUUGUGAAGGAGACCUACGACUUCGACAUCGCAGUCCUCAGGCUGAAGACGCCCAUUGUGUUCCGCA